Messenger RNA from Thunnus maccoyii (southern bluefin tuna), 4008 nucleotides. RefSeq lists its product as uncharacterized. The coding region runs from base 1143 to 2291 and encodes 382 amino acids. The transcript is spliced from 5 exons. NCBI's taxonomy places the organism in Eukaryota, Metazoa, Chordata, Actinopteri, Scombriformes, Scombridae. The record is from RefSeq and is a predicted model, not a curated record. Gene Ontology annotation, cellular component: plasma membrane.
CAAACACACAACUAAGAAUUAAGCUUUACUUCUCACUUCCCUUUCCAAACAACAGUCCUCUCUGUUCAAACUGCGUACACUGUGUACCUCAAAGGAGCGAAAGGAAGUAGAUUAAUAGAGCCUUGACCUGAGAUAUCUGCCAUCCUAUGUUAUUCAGUGAUUGUUUGGUCACCUGGUCCAUAUGCCAUUCACAGUCCCACACUGCCUAUACUACAGUAUGUUGCACUUGUAGUUGGAGGAGCUUGUGUGUUUUGAUGCUCCAGCCACAUAUUGGAUGACAAUGUUAUUCUGUCUGUUCAGUUUAUCUCGUCUGCCUGUUACGCUAAUGUUCUGCUGAACAUUCAGUUUGGGUCAGCCUGGUGGCAUUGAGUUUUACCCUCCAGCUGCUAGUGUUCCAAUAGCAAACAUUGAUCUUGUGAAUGGUUUCUCUGUAAACUUCCAAGCAACACCCUCAACUGUCCAUACACUCAAUACACUGAAUCAACAGAGAGAGGUAGAGAGAAACAGGGUGAGAGGGGCAGAGAGGGAAAGAGCAGCUACCAGGAAUAUCAGGACUUAAGGCUGCAUGAGUUACAGCUCAGCACAGCUCAGCGAAUGAGUUACUGUUAUGCAAGCGCUCAGUCAGCCCAGCUGGAGAUCAGAGUGAGAGAGAGAGAGCGAGAGAGAGAGAGAGCAAGCAGCGAACCGAGUGAGCACUGAGAGCACGGCUGAACGAGCUGAGGGAAGGCUGGAGAGAAAACAACGGCAAGUGAGCAGAGAGCAAGCAGAUUACAGCUGGAUCUACCGUACAUGCACAUAUGAACGCACACACCCGCUCACUCCCUCUCUUUCUCUGUCAUACCUCCAGCAUCAUGAGCCGCAGCACAGAGGGGAUUUUCCUCUCUCCGCCAAGGGAGUGAAGGGAGAAAAAGAAGAGGACAGACAAGAGGAAAAGAGUGUGAAGAAGCUGGAGAAGAGAAGAGGAGAGGAAGAGGAGGACAGCAGGAAAACAGAAGGGAAAACAAGAAGAAGAAGAAGAAGAAGCAACAAACUUUCCCCCUGAAGGAUCUUCCUCAUAUUGAGACUCCUGAGCAUGAUGCUGUGAAUCCUUCCUCCCUUUUUUCCUCUUCCUCUCACAGAGCUCUUCUUCAUUACCUGGCCCCAUGUUUCCAAAAGUGGGACCCACAGCUCAAAGCACAGGCAGCCACCUCUGGGUGCUGCUGAGCCCCUUGCUGUGUGUCUUGGUCCUGGCUAGAGGCUCCACAUUGAGCCCCGAAAGCUUGCAGAGCACCGCUGCCACGUCGCUGCCGGAGGACUGGACCGUCACAACGAUUCAGCUGCAGCCGGACCUGCAGACUGAAACCCAGACACUGACAGAAGCACAGACAGAGGCUCAGACAGAGACACAAACUCCCUCAGCCACCAGCAACUAUACAGGUCUGUCCUGUACCCCUGUCCUGCCACCACGUCGGGGUUCCUUCUAUGUGGAGAGCGGCACAGGUGUGUCAGUCGGCAGCAUCUUGGCGUUCUGGUGCCGUGAGGGAUACCAGCUGGUUGGCAGCGACAAAAUCUACUGUAAUGUCAGGAAUGGCAAACCGCAGUGGAGCAACUACCUGCCUGUAUGUGAAGCGAUCCCCAGGCCAGAGGACCGUGGACUGAGAGUGGCUGUGUUGGCUUCAGUGGUGAGUGGCAUCGUCAUCCUCACCAUGUCCCUGUCCUUCCUCAUCUGCUGUCUGCAGGAACGAUCCAGCCGGGACAGAGCCAAAAAAGAGGGACGGAGCAGACGCAGAGAAAAGCGCUCAGCCCGUCGCAGUGAAUGUUGGCUGGAGAGAGAAGAGGGUGAGUGGGAAGCCUUCCCUCCUCCCAAGAUCUUCCAUCUCUCCCAGAGGAUGAACCCCCGUCUGGCACCGGACAGCCCGCUCUACCUGACUGGAGGCCUCAGUGGGUAUGAGAACAGAGGAUACCAGAGGAGUCAGGAGAGUUUGCUGAAGGCCUCUCUGCCCGGCCUCUACCGUUCCGAAUCUCAGCUUUACCCGCAUGUCGUCCUGCAGAGGGUCCCGACCCCGACAGCGCCCUCCGCCCCUUCUGCCCCUUCCGCUCCAUCCGCCCCUCUCUACCUCCAUCUCCCCUCUACCUCUGCCGCCUCCUCACCCACCCACACAGCCACCCACACUCAGCCUCACAUCAUGGCGCAGUACCCUACCCCGACGUACCCGCCUAACCCCAACACAGCUGUGCCCGCCUACCCUCACCCAACCCCGGCUCCAAUCUACCCCAACCCUAACCCAACACCACAGCGGCCGUGGCAGUAGCUCCGCCUUCCACUUUCUAUAAGAAUGAAAGGAAAACAAAUCAAGUUGGGGCAACAUCUGAAGAUGUACGGGGUGUUGUGCCAUCAUUGCUGAAGAUGUUGAAGGAGAGAGAAAGCGUCACUUUUCAGCUUGGAUGUGACAUCUACAGGCACAUUUUGGAGACACGUGAAGUCUUUUUACUGUUUCAUGUCCUUUUCUCCCACACAAGACUGCAAAUGUGAUGCUCCAAAGCAAACAUGAAGGAUAAGAGUAGAAAUGGAGAUGCAGCCCGCAUAGUAGCUCCCCCUCUUACUGCAUGCUUGCUGGACUUCUCCUGCAACUUGGACUCAACAGGAACUGAACACCUUAGAUUUCUUGUCCCUCGAUGCUUCCUGAACUGCUACCGCACUUUCUACAAGAGUAGAUCUUAUUUUCUUUUAGCCGUCAGAAAUUAUAAGAGAGCUUCAAGUAGCCUGUCGUAAAGGGAACACUAGAAGGUUUAUUUUAAAACGUACUAAUUCAGUUCAACCGUUGACACUCAUGAAAGAAUAACCUUUACUGAGGGACUUCAACAAUGGCCGCCGGUGUUUAGGCAGCUCAAACCUCUAAACAAUGUUGAUUUUUUAAUAGUUUAUUGUUUAGAAAAUGAUCUCUAUCAACCUUCCCUCCCUAUCAAGUCCACAGAAAUCUAAUCUAGACCAAAAUAAAACAACAAAUAUAUGUAUAUUUUUGCUUUAAAGCUAAAGAUUUAACUUAAACUCCUGAAAUCUCACCAAAGCCAUGGGUGAUGUAAUCAAAGGUUUUGGGUCACUUUACAGCUCUGUUAAUAUGUCCUGGUAUUUUCCAACACUGUGUGGGGAAACAUGGAUUGGCGACAGGGAUUUGUGGGUAGCAAGCACACUGUGAUUAAAAUUCUGUUGUUGCUGCAACUGCUGAACGGAGCCAGUUUUGUGCUGUUUGUAUGGACUCAAUAAUGCAGUGAGUGUUUUAAGUUGAUCCUUAUUUCUCACCAAAAUUGUUAAUGAACUGUCUCUGUUUGGUUUUCCUCUGACUGCACUGCCGUAACUCAGUCUGUCACAUAAUUUAUAACAAAAGCUUGUUUUAUGGUUGGCAGUUUUACUGGUAAAAUAUGUUGGCAGAGUCAUUUAGGGCUCCAGAUGGGUUUUAGGAACAUGAUUGAAUAGAAUACACAGACCUUCAGACAAUGUCAGAUCAGUUAUUAAUCAGAGAAAAUUCUGCUUUAUUGAUUUUUAUUUUUAAAAGGCUAGUGUGUGAUAUGACACAGGUUCUCUUCAGUAUGUGAGUUAUAACAAGAGAUGAAGGUUUGUCAGAUACACUGUGAGAGUGCUGCUUUGUCCUUGAUGCAGGGGGAACUGCACUGAAAUGUAAAGUUUGAGAAGGGCCAAUAAACUCUAAUUCACUUGAAUUCUCUAAAGCUCCGCUGCAGUUCUGCAGCUUUGCAUAUUGUUUCUAAUUUCAUUUUUUAAUGAAUAAUUAAUCUUAUACUUUCAUUAUUCCCUUGGUCUGCUGUACGUACCUGCAUUUUGAAAUCAUAAACUCUGCAAGAGCCCCUUUACUGUUGCUUUUUUAGUGAGUUUAACCUCUAGCUGCUUUUUUUAUUUGUAAUAGGAGUACUCUAGUAGACACAUUAACAAAUCUGCACUUUACACUUUUUUGAAGGGGGGUGUGUAUCCGGGGGUAAACGGCUUGGACUGGACAGUCAUACUGUAAACUGAUG